UCAAUUCUGCAAGUGGUUCUGAUUUACUAUCGCUGUUCUCUAGCUGGUCUAAAACCACUUUUGACCUAAAGGGACUCUUUUUGGACGCCAUGAACGUUUCUCAGUUUCCAGGCAGAAAGAACAGUAAAAAUGCAGGCAGGGCACAGGACAAAGCACUCGGGACAAAAUGUAUGUGAAAUGGUUUGAUACAGUAAUGUUUUACUAUGUGAUUUGUUUUAAAAUUUUUAACUUUCCCGCCAGUUACGUCCCCCGUAUGUCCCGAUGCUCGCAGGGACCGGAACCCGAAAGACGGAUGCCGGCAUCGGCCAGAGGAGAUGGCCAGGGAUGCUGCAGGGGGGAC
Messenger RNA from Staurois parvus, 340 nucleotides. The record is from the annotation of a GenBank genome assembly. Lineage: Eukaryota; Metazoa; Chordata; Amphibia; Anura; Ranidae.